AUAUAACUAUAAUGAUGUUGCAUCUUCAAGCAUCCUUUUUAAAUUGAGUAUAUGAAAAGAAGAGAAAAAUGUUGCCUUGUGAUCAUACAUUCAAAUAUUUCAAUAAUUGAAAGAAUAGUUUGAGAAAUGACAUCAUAUACACAUAAGAGAAGCUAUUAUUAUGGUAGGAAAAUACUAACAGGUAAAGUUGUCGGGAGAUAUUUUUUAUUUUUUUGAUGAGUUUCAUUCAAAUGUGGUCCAAAGUAUUGGAAGGAGACAAAUUAUACUAAAAGGAAGUAGAUGCCAUCAUUUUGUGCCAAUGUUUCAAGAAUCAAUUAGACCAUAAAUAUUUAUGUGCUUUCCUAGAAUCAAUCCUAUUUUCUAUAUAAAUAACUCUAUUCUCUUAGAAUUUUCCUCAUUUAAGCUUAACCUGUGUAUGAAGGUAAACUUGGGACAAAGAAGGUUCAAAACUAGUUAGCCUCUAUAGAAACUAAAUUGAUCAUUGAUGGAGAAGCUUGUUAGGUCAUGUGACAAAGAAUACAUGAGGAUGGCCAUGUUAAAGCAUGAAGAAACUUUCAAACAACAGGUAUACGAGCUUCAUCGGUUGUAUCGAAUACAAAAGAUACUGAUGCAAAAUAUGGAGGCAAGAAGAGGAGUUGAAGUAAAAGAACAAGAAUGGUACUUCAAGAAUGCAAUUAGUUUAACUCAAAAUGCUAAUCAUCAUCAUAAAGGUGGACAAGAAAAGACUCAAAUCAAAUUUGAUCUUGAAAGGCCUGCAGAGGAGCACACUGCAGAAUCAGAUGACGAGGGGCUAGAGAUCAUCGACGAGACUGAAAUUGAGCUGACAUUAGGCCCGUCGAGUUAUAACCGUAGCAAGAAAAUUGAAACACCACUAACUUCAGAAUCAGGACAUAGUUUGUCUUCAUCUUCAACUGGAUCAAGUGAUAUAAACAAAACAAGAAGAUGGAGGACACAUCAUAGCAAUGGAAUGAAAAGAGAAGAACCAAGUGGAAUUAUCAGAAACAGUAGUUUUGGUAUUGAAGAACAAUUAAGACAAGAGAGAUUAAAACAAUCACCUUGGUUUUUUCAAGUGAUGAAUCUGAACAUGACUUAAAAAAGGGAAGAAAAAAAUAUAUGUUAAGGUCAAUGUGAUAUAUUUAAAUUUUCUGUUAGCUAACUUUUGUGAAUGAUGUUUGUAUUGUGUGGAGUUUGGAAAUGUUGUGUCAAUUGUUAUCAAGUAUGGUGGGGUUUGAUAUGUCACGCAUUAACACCACUAUUUUA
Molecule: messenger RNA, 1260 nt
Organism: Medicago truncatula (barrel medic)
Lineage: Eukaryota; Viridiplantae; Streptophyta; Magnoliopsida; Fabales; Fabaceae
Exons: 2
Coding region: 485-1093 (202 amino acids)
Source: RefSeq, a predicted model, not a curated record